Messenger RNA from Monosiga brevicollis MX1, 1017 nucleotides. RefSeq lists its product as uncharacterized. The coding region runs from base 1 to 1017 and encodes 338 amino acids. Gene Ontology annotation, molecular function: palmitoyl-(protein) hydrolase activity; carboxylic ester hydrolase activity. Gene Ontology annotation, cellular component: cytoplasm. Gene Ontology annotation, biological process: protein depalmitoylation. The record is from RefSeq and is a predicted model, not a curated record. The transcript has a single exon. Lineage: Eukaryota; Choanoflagellata; Craspedida; Salpingoecidae.
AUGGUGUUCAAGCCAGCAUGUGCGGCCUGUGGCCGGGUGUUAGAGCAGGCGCUGCAGUGUUCACGGUGCAAGGCGAGCUAUUAUUGUAACCGGGAAUGCCAACGGCUACAAUGGAAGGAACACAAGCGGGUGUGUCGACCUCCGACGGCGGAAACUCCCGGUGGCGGCGGCAGCGGCAGCUCAUCGGAAAAGACCAAAGGAGUGGCACCACCACGCGCCUUCAAGGAUCGCGUGACGCGCACGUCAUUUCGAGAUUUUCCAAACGCCGAGUGGUUGCCGGCACCACAGCGCCAUCGACCGGACCGCCCCGCGCCCAACUUGCUGAUCCUGCUGCAUGGUCUUGGAGAUGACGAGCAAAAGUUUGCGGCACUGGGACGUAACAUGGCACUUCCCGGCAUGGAGGUACUCAGUGUGCGGGGUCCGUACGUGGUGCCGCCCGGGGACAUGGGCUUUGGAUGGUAUCCGGCCUACGAGGCAGAUGGGGAACUCAUCAAGGGCAAACCCGGGGAGCAGCGGCGGAUUGCUGGUCUGGAUGCGGCGGUGCAACGCCUGCACGGCUUGCUGGACGAGCUGACGGGGAUGGGCUGGCACAUGCGAGGCGUCUUUUUGCUUGGGUUUGGACAGGGGGCGCUGACGGCGCUCGAUGCAGGGCUCUCCUAUCGCCAAUUGCUGGGCGGGGUGAUGGCGUUAUCGGGUGGCUGUUUUCUUGAGGAGUACGACGACACGGGCCUCGAGGCUUUGGCCCAGGCCCGUGGCUGGCAGCAAGCAGAGCUGCCAUUGCAUGUGACCCACUUGACCGCGCCAGUGUAUCUGCCGAUGGAGCGUGCGAUUACCCAGGCGACGCUCCUCAAGCCAUGGUGCAAAAAGCUAAUUUUUCACAGCUACACGGACAGCCAGCUGUUGGCUUCGGAAGCUCAGGUCCGCGAGCUGUUUGAAUAUCUGUCCCCGCUCAUGGUGACAAGCCUCCACGAGAUGUCCCUCAACGGCGAAGUCCAUGAAGUGGCCUCGGUGCAGUGA